ACAAAAAAAAAAGACAAACAAAAAAUAAUCACACACAAAAGAAAACUUUAAAGUGAGCGGAAGUGUGCGGAAGUUGGGCUGUUUAAACAGCAGCCGAAACAAAAACAACUCCAAUAAUUGUGAGCAACGAAAAUAUAAUAGACAUCAACACAGCGCGCAGCAAAGUAGGCAACAGUUUUUUGUUGCGCACCAUGGAAAUGGAUGUCAAUCGCCAGACACGCCACAAUGCCAACCUAAUGACCAUAUCCGCCCGCUGUUGCGCCAACAACAAUGCAACAAGAGAAACAACAGCAGCAGCAGCAACAGCAGCUACAACAAUAAGAGACAGGACAGCAACAACAACAACAACGGGCUGCUGCGGCAUCUUGAGUCGCCUGUUCUGCGUGAGUCGCCACAAGGCGACACAAUCGGUGGCAGGCACCGAGUGCAGCCACAGCGAGCCACUGUUCAUGCAACGUAAAACACUAACAACACAGCCGGCAGCGCAGCGACGUCGUCGCACGCCACAGGAAAUCUAUUUUGAGAGUCGCGGCAAAUCUUGCAAGAAGCUAUUGAAAUUCAAUGGUAAUUCCAAUAAGAUAUUGCUGUAUCCGGAGGAGGGCUGGGCGAGGACUGCCUCAUCCAGCUACUGGACCAUCACGCCCUGCUGGUGGCAGCCAAAUCGUUGUCGCAUUGUCGAAUGUGCUGGCACGCAACGGCAGGCGACCAAGGCCAGAAUGCUGCCCAUGGAGCAGCAGGGCUCGCUACUGAUUGCCGGACACUUUCGCCGGCCGCCAAUAGCGGCAACAGCAACAGCCACCACAUCAACAGCAGCAGCAGCAACAACAACAACAGGCACCGCAGCAGCAGCAGCAGCAGCUGGAGUUGGUUCUGGCAGUCGAGGACAGUCAAAUUCGAAAUCACAGCUGGCGUAUAAUGAUGAGUUUAAACUGUAUCUGACAUCGAACAUCUCGAUGGAGGACUACAAUAUGGGCUACUGUCUAACUGGCUUUGUCGAGCGUCGCUGCCAGCUGACAAACACCUUUCAAAUGACACACUUUGCUGUCAUCAAGCGGCAAUGGCCGCCGCCGUCCAAUCUAAGCAACAGCAACAGCAACUCAUAGGCAGUCAAUGUGAUCCUGUGUCCCCAUUUUAGUAUAUAUAUACAUA
Messenger RNA from Drosophila grimshawi, 1149 nucleotides. RefSeq lists its product as uncharacterized. NCBI's taxonomy places the organism in Eukaryota, Metazoa, Arthropoda, Insecta, Diptera, Drosophilidae. The record is from RefSeq and is a predicted model, not a curated record. The transcript is spliced from 2 exons. The coding region runs from base 192 to 1103 and encodes 303 amino acids.